ACUGUUACUAAAGUUUUUACAAGAUGCAGAUGCUCAUUGUUGCUCACAUUCAUUACGUGUUCCUAAUACUUUGGCAGAGAGAGGUUGAGCUCAGCAGGCAACAGCACGCUGCUGAUUUGCAGGAGAAAAAUAGGCUUUCCCGAUUGUUGGAGCAUAAGAAUGCUUUCCUGGAAAGAGUUGUCCAACGUCGAGAAGCUGAGUUUAAUAGCCAAAAGAAAGAGAGGGCAGAAAGGAUUAAUCAGUUGAUUUCAAGAAAGCGUGCAAAGGAGACUCUGCUGAAAUUGAUGUAUUAUCUGUUUCCGGAGGAAGAGCGGAUCCAAAUGUUCCACGUAGUAGACGCUAGAAAACGUGAAGAGGAAGAGAGGCGGAAGAGGGAAGAUGCGGAGAUGAGACUAAAGCUCGACACACUUAAAGCUAAGCUCGACGCACUUAAAGCUAGCUAAGCAGCUGCAGGAGUUAAUUAAUGGAGAUUGAAAAGGAGAGGCUUGGUCUCCUAAAUAUUUGAAGCAUGGAUCCUGCUUUGCAUCAUUUCGAAGUCAUGUUUGAUCUAUGAGCCACAGUACUCCCAUACAUAACAUGAUGCUACUUGUUAUGGUAUUUUGAACGAUGAUGUUAGUAUUACUCAGGUAUAACAAAAUUUUAGUUUAGUUAUAUGUAGAUUUUGUUUGCUGCAAGGGAUGUAUUCAUUGCAAGCGACUUCUGCUUUUUCUGCAUGUUUCUUCGGUUUGUGUGUCGCUGUCGUGCGAUCAUCCUUGCACCUUUGCUGUCUUCUGUCAACUUCAUUUCAUUCCGGCGAAGUUAUCGUCAGCUCCGACGACGAGAGCGGCAAGAAGGGCGGCGAGGAGGAGAUCUACGUCGAGGAGUGGCAUAGCGUCUUCCCCAGUGAGGACGACGACGGCACCAGCCCGGACCCGGCUCUCACCGAGGGCGGUCACGAGGAAGAACUGGCUUGACCUCCACUUCGAUCAUGUUUAGUUUAAGUUUUUAGUGUAGUUUAGUUUUAGUUUAAAUUCAUGUUUAAUGUUUGA
Triticum aestivum (bread wheat) is the source of this 1028-nucleotide messenger RNA. Its product is annotated as eukaryotic translation initiation factor 3 subunit A-like. Lineage: Eukaryota; Viridiplantae; Streptophyta; Magnoliopsida; Poales; Poaceae. The record is from RefSeq and is a predicted model, not a curated record. Gene Ontology annotation, cellular component: eukaryotic translation initiation factor 3 complex, eIF3e; eukaryotic translation initiation factor 3 complex, eIF3m; multi-eIF complex. Gene Ontology annotation, molecular function: mRNA binding; translation initiation factor activity. Gene Ontology annotation, biological process: formation of cytoplasmic translation initiation complex; translation reinitiation. The transcript has 3 exons. Bases 24 to 443 code for a protein of 139 amino acids.